AAAUGAGUAGCUUUGGGCAGAUCCUACAGGAGAUUGGAGAGUUUGGUUUAUUUCAGAAAUACUUGCUGAUUGCAUUGUGCAUCGUGAGUGUAUUUAAAGGUUUUGAUGUGUUCAGUCAGGUGUUUGUUGGCAUGAAGUUUCCACACCACUGUAACACUGACUGGAUCUUGAACCAUGGCCCAAACUUGACCUAUGAAAGACAAAAAAAUCUCACGCUACCAGUGGGCGAGGAUGGAAAAUUUGAAAGCUGUAAAAUGUUCACACCUGUGAAUUUGAGUUUGGAAACCAUUGAAGCUUUUGGAAUUAACACUACAACAGAAUGUAUGACUGGAUGGAACUAUGAGACACGCCCAGGUGCCUCCAGCACUGUAACAGAGUUUGAUCUCGUGUGUGACCGGAGUAUUUGGAUUUCAGCAUCAGAGUCCUCCUACAUGGCAGGAUAUCUGUUUGGAACUUUGGCAUUUGGGGCAAUUUCUGACAGAUUUGGUCGUCGCAUUGCCAUCCUGCUUUCAAUGCUUGGCUAUACGAUGUUUGGUGCUGUUACUGGUUUUUCUCUCCACAUCUACUUUUACAUGGCGAUCAAAUUUUUCUCUGGCUUUACAGGAGGUGUUGCUUUCAUGAACAUAUCUAUAAUGGCGGUGGAGUGGACCAGCCCUUCAAAGACUGCUGUUUGCACUAUGUGCAUCAUGGUUGUUCACCCUAUCGGGCUCAUGCUGUUGCCUGCAAUUGCCUAUGGUGUUCACAGCUGGAGGGUCCUGCAGCUGGUGCUCUUCUGCCCUGUUAUCCUCUUAGUGGGACUCUUCUUCUGGUUUCUUCCAGAAUCAGCUCGUUGGCUUUUGACCAGGGGAAGAAAGGAGGAGGCCCAAAAGUUGCUUGAGAGGGCAGCCAGGAUCAAUAAAAGAAAAAUCCAGAAUGAUUUGCUGGAUAAUUUUGAGCUGGAAAAUACAAGUAAAAGUGGCUCCUUUCUGGAUGUCUUUCGAACAUCAUAUUUGAGGAAGCGUACCAUACUAAUGGGCUGGAACUGGUUUGCAACGACUUUGAUGUAUUAUGGACUGGCCCUGAACAUUGGCAGUUUUGGUCUGAACAUCUACCUCACCCAGUUCAUCUUUGGUUUAGUUGAGAUUCCUGCAUACUUGGCAUGUUUGGCUUCAACUCAAUACUUUGGAAGGAGACCAAGUCAGGCAGGCUAUUUGCUCUUUGGGGGUGCUGCUUGCCUUUUGUUUCUUGUGAUUCCAGAUGAUCUUCCUGUGUUUGUAACAGUCACAGCCGUCAUUGGGAAAUUUUCCUCCACGGCUGCUUUCUCAACAGCCUAUCUUUAUACUGCGGAACUGUACCCUACCUUUAUCAGGCAUAGCGGUUUUGGUCUUAACUCUAUGUGCGGACGUGUGGGGGGGAUCUGUUCUCCACUCAUCAGGGCCCUGGGUGUCCACCAUCACGCUAUCCCCAUGCUGAUAUAUGGCAUCAUUCCCCUAGUUGCUGGAAGUUUAACUUUUUUAUUGCCUGAGACCCUCAAUGUUGAACUUCAGGACCACACUGACCUCAAGUGA
Molecule: messenger RNA, 1547 nt
Organism: Thalassophryne amazonica
Lineage: Eukaryota; Metazoa; Chordata; Actinopteri; Batrachoidiformes; Batrachoididae
Product: solute carrier family 22 member 13-like
Exons: 9
Coding region: 3-1547 (514 amino acids)
Biological process (GO): transmembrane transport
Cellular component (GO): membrane
Molecular function (GO): transmembrane transporter activity
Source: RefSeq, a predicted model, not a curated record